This is a messenger RNA of Oryzias latipes (Japanese medaka), 7377 nucleotides long. Its product is annotated as inhibin subunit beta B. Lineage: Eukaryota; Metazoa; Chordata; Actinopteri; Beloniformes; Adrianichthyidae. The record is from RefSeq and is a predicted model, not a curated record. Gene Ontology annotation, cellular component: extracellular region. Gene Ontology annotation, molecular function: growth factor activity; cytokine activity.
CAUGUCAAUGUAAGGGUGGGGUCAUCUAAGAUAGCACAAGGGACAAACAGUAGAAAGCUCAGUUUACCAGCUUCUUGAGGCGCUCACUGAUGCAUGUUGUAGUUUGCGUGUUUGGAUCAAAGAUGGCGCCAUUUCCCCACUUUUCACCCUGAUGUCAGGAUCCGGAGCCGCUGGAGUGUUUAGGAGUUCACUUCCUCAACUUUUAACCUUGCAUCUUAAAUCUCUGAGCCAAAGAGUUUGCCAUCAUGAGGAUUCAGACGCCUUGUGUUGUUGGAGGAGUGUGCCGGCGGUGGAGGUGGCGGGGGGUCUGGACUCCUCAGUCAAAGCAGUCAGCAAGGGUCAGAGGUCGACGCAGCUCUCGUGCCGUGAUGGCCGGAUUUGGUUUUGCAGUUUUUACUAACAAAUGUCUGGAACGUCAAGCAGUGUCACUCGACCUCAGCGGGUCGGAUCGUGUUGCAUGAAAAAACGCACCGGGACAUUUGAAUAUGGAGAUCGUCCGGCCUGAGAGCUCCAGAUUCAGGGCCUUUGUCGCUUUGUCAUGUUUUAGUUUCAAUCAAACUCUGACAUGGGGAAACAGCGGGAAGUUACAUCCUUUUCCAACAGACAGGGGAACUUUGAAGGACGCAUAUUAAAAUCAAAAGAAUGAAUAUUGCAAUUGGUGCCAAACUGUAGCUGGAAUAGGGUUGACGCAGAAGCUUCAUGACUGAGUUUCCGGGAACUUUACUCCACAGUUUGGAAAAUAUUACAAAGCCAAUUCCCCUUUCUAAUAUUUGGGAAAAGCUUUUUUUUUUUUUUUUUUAUCUUAUUUGUCCGUUUUGUAAAUAAAAGCCACACAGCCACCUCUCAUGCCCCAGUGAUCAGACACUGCACCUUAAUUUCUCCGCUUUUUAACUUUUGGAUUUUCAAACUAAAUCCUUAUUGUUUGUUUGUGUCAUUUUAUUAAAGACAAGUGUUUCUAAACUGGAAAAUGUAGUAAUAACUAGACCAAAACUUUUUUUACAGUUCAAGUUGCUUUUUAGUUUUUGCAUAAAUGAAAAAAUGCAUAACCAAUGUAUAUUUUGCACUGUAAAGCUAAAUGUGAUUUGCCUCCUCAAGAAAAUUGAAAUCUGAAAGUAUUAAGGUUCAAAUCUGAAAAGCUUCUCUUUCUUUUUUUUUUAAAAAUAACCUCAAUGUCAGCCAGUCUCAUUAAAUCUGGAGGCUGAGUGUAGUAACCUUGUCAGAGAUAAAUCAAAUUUCUUUGUUACUAUUCUUUCCCCCCAAAUAUAGUAAAUUCACAAACAAAAUAAAUGUUCCAAGAGCAGAAGGAUUUUAACAGUUGCUACUCUGCACAGUUUUGUCAUUUUCACAAUGCAGAAUUUGGAUUUCAUUUGUCCCAUAGCAGACAUCAGCAUCAGCAGGAGUUUUGUGCUAGAAAGUUGAACUUAAAAUAUGUGUUAACAAAUAAAGAUUUUUUUCCACUGAUUAUUAAAAAUGAACAACUCCCAAAGGAUAUUGACGUCUGCAAUUUAACUGCCAUUUGAGGGCGCGUUGGUAAUGCCAAACUCUGGCCUUACGGAAAGGUUCAAAUCCCAGCUGGGACCUUUCUGUGUGGAGUUCUCCUUGAGCGUGUGCGGAUAUCCCCCACUCCGGCUACCUCCCACAGUCCAAAAACAUGCUUCAUAGGACCUGUUUAGGGUGUAUCCUGCUUUUGCCCAACAGUAGCUGGAUAGGCUCCAGCAACUCCGUGACCCUGACAAGGAUUCUGCAGGUUCUGAGGAUAUUUCAGAGCUUCUCACACAGACAUUGUACACCACUGUUUUCCUGGCAGUUGAUCAUGCGCGCCGGUGUUUGUUGUGUGACGGGGGUGUGGCUCCACGCACACGCUCAGGCUGACAGCGAAGGGGUUCCUCAGGGAGAGCUGCUUUGCCCCGCCCACAGUGUAAAGUAUAAAACUUUUGGGUGCGCAACGCCUCGAGUCUUACAAAACGCCAGGAUGGAGACGCUCCUGCGCGCGCUUUCUGGCACAGCUCCCUCUUCUCCUCCUUCUCUUCAUCAGACCGGGAUUUCCCACCCGGGACGCUCAGGCUUGUAGAGACAGAGAGAGAAAAAAAACACAAGUGAGGAAGAGGAUGGUGCCUGUGCACACAGGAUGCUGUUGCGGAAUUUGGAUCUGGUUCUGUGGAAUAAUAUGUUGACAGAUCCGGACGACUGAUGGUUUUGCUGAGGAUGAGCAUCCACAUAACGAUGUAAUUUCCCAGUUUUCUGCGCGCACAGAUCUUUGAGUGAAGCUGCAUCCGAGUGCGUGAGAGCCGAGCGGCGCGCGCUCCGCAUGGAGACGGCGCGGCUCUGAAGGAUCCCUUUUUUCUGUCUGUUAAUGACUUUGACUCUGGGAGCAGAAAGAAAACCUGCCUCCACUCUUUCUCACACAGAAAAUGAGUAGCUGUCCCCUCCGGCUGGCUCUCCUUGUGGCUUGCGUCCUCUAUAUUCGCUGCACCACUGCGCCCGGCACCGAGGCUCCCCGGGGCGCGUGUGCGUCCUGCGCCGCCGCUCGGUCCGAGGACGCCGAGUCGGGGCGCGUGGACGGGGACUUAUUAGAAGCGGUGAAGAGACACAUUCUGACCCGACUGCAGCUGCGGGAAAGACCAAACAUCACGCACCCUGUGCCUAAAGCCGCCAUGGUGACUGCGCUGCGGAAGCUCCAUGCGGGGAAGCUACGCGAGGACGGCAGGGUGGAGAUCCCGGACCUGGAUGGGCAUCCGAUGAGCAACGAGGUUCUGGAGGAGAGCUCAGAGAUCAUCAGCUUUGCGGAGAAAGAUGACCUGGUCACAUCUAAGUCCAGCCUGUUCUUCCUGAUCUCCAGCGAGGGAAACCAGAACCUCCGGGUGAUCCAAGCCACCCUGUGGCUCUACUUUAAGCUGCUGCCUUCUCCGACAGAGGAGCGCGGCAAGCGGAAGGUGACGACGAAAGUCUACUACCAGGAGCCCGGCCUCGGCAGCAAGUGGAACCUGGUGGAGAAGCGGGUGGAGCUGAGGCGCAGCGGCUGGCACACCUUCACCCUGACGGAGGCCGUCCGGCUGGUGUUUGAGAAAGGCGGUGACAGGCGUCAAAACCUGGACGUGCGCUGCGACGGCUGCGAGGCCGAGGGCGUCGUGCCCGUCUUGCUCAAUCUGAAUGACGACUCGCACCGACCUUUCCUGGUAGUGCGGGCGAGGCAAGCAGACGCAAAGCACCGCAUUCGGAAGCGGGGGCUGGAGUGCGACGGCAGCAGUGACCUGUGCUGCCGCCAGCAGUUCUACAUAGACUUCCGGCUAAUCGGCUGGAAUGACUGGAUCAUCGCGCCGUCGGGAUACUUUGGGAACUACUGUGAGGGGGACUGCCCCCCCUACAUGGCGGGGGUCCCCGGAUCGGCCUCUUCCUUUCACACGGCCGUGGUGAACCAGUACCGCAUGCGGGGCAAGAGCCCCGUCUCCAUGAACUCCUGCUGCAUCCCCACCAAGCUCAGCACCAUGUCCAUGCUCUACUUCGAUGACGAGUACAACAUCGUGAAGCGGGACGUUCCCAACAUGAUUGUGGACGAAUGCGGUUGUGCGUGAGGGCCCAGUUGAACUGAGAACUCCACACAAUAUUCCAGCAACUAAUGCAUAUAGAAUAUUUAUGGACAAUGAAGAAAACGUGCACACACCCACUUCCACAAGUAUCUACACAUCCCCAUGUAUGCCUGCACAGAAACUUGUACAUAUAUUUAUGUUUGUUGACUUUUUUGGUCAUAUCCAACAUAACCUCGGCCGUAUCCGUUCAGCCCCCUUCUCUUCUUCAUCGCUUUGAAAACAAUCAGCUUCUCAUUAGAUAUCUCCAAGAUGGUGAGGAAGACUUUGGUCCAGCCUUUGCUGAGCUGCAUAAUCAGAUAAAAUGCUGCUGCUGUCGGCUGAGUUGUUCAGUAAAUUUAAAGCUACAUUCACACCGCCCCCGGCAAUGCGCGUUCAAGUGGCUGCUUCCAAUGGACAGUCUAUGUAAACACCCGUUUUGGGCUUCCACGUUCAAAACGCUACGCAAGUUUCUACAACCGUUUUCGGGCUAUAUGCACAAAACAUGCAUCCAUUGUGUUGAAAGUUAAACCAGUUAAGAUUUCAGUCAGGCACUCUGAUUUGGUAGUGACGUGUGGAUGGCGUUCCUUUUAAUUCACGGAAGUACCAAACAUUGGAAAAUUGAUGAUGAGGGACAGAUUAAUAAUUGUGGUUUGUGUUUGGCUGGAAUUCUAUGACACUGAGUCUUUCAUCUAUCAGAAUAGAGAAAAAGCCUGGAGCAAGAUUCAGGAGAUUUUCAUCACUUUGACAUUUGGCACACAGUCUAUACCAAUAUGUACUAGAAUCAGGCAGCAAUCUUGAACAAGCGUCACGUGAACGUAGCUUUAGGCGGAAAGACCAGAUCGUCUCUUCAUGAGGUGAAGGGGGGCCUUACCCAACAAAUCAGCUGUGAGCAGCAACUAUGAAGCCUCCUUUAAUUAACAAACAGCACUUCAGGCCUGCAGUCACAAUCGUUUUUACCGUUCCGGCAACAAAACAGAGCUUUUUCUUUCAAUAGAAGGCAAAAGAUGGAGAUGUCAUUCCUGAAGUCUGAGAGAAAAACCAUGUCUGGUAUUAAAUUUAGUUUAGAGAUACAGCAGCAACACAAACUCCGAUAUAUGAACUGUUACUAUUAUCAUUAGUAAUAUCUUUUACAUAUUGUAUGUUAUUAGAUUUGCAUUAAACAAGCAUUUCUAAUUGCGAAAGGAAAGUGAAACAAGAAACACCUUAAAACCAUUGUUCUCGUUGAUUAAAUCAAACGUUUUUCAAUCAAAUUCCUACAUUUUUGUCAAAUCAACAAACCACAGAACAUCAGGAACAACAUCUCCCUUCUCUGCCUGCCUUUUGGAAUCAAAAAUGUCUGGUUGACGAAGGUCCUUAACUCUUGUUUCAUUCAGUGAAAGCGAGGCAUUGCCAUAUCGGUGAAGCUUUGCACUCCCGGACGCACACUUUGAAAGCACUUGCAGAUUGAAAAUGCCUUUAAGAAGCCCUCGGCGAUGCGUCAUUAGAGUCUCUCUAAAGUAAAUGAAUGCCGCACGAGCUAUGCAAUGUAUAGUCUAUACCCACAAAUCCGACAACUAAAGCCCUUACUGGACAAACUAUCAGUAAUACUUGAAAUGUGAGAGUGGCAGGCUGAGACGGGCGGGGUUUCAGGAGGGAGGAGCAAUCAUGAGACUUUUAAAAAAUACGUCGUCCAGAACUUACUGUAUGGAAGCUUUUCAGUCCAAAAUUGGAGGUUGGAGGAGCAGUGAUGAACUCAAAACUAGAAAACAGCAUCAUCUUUAGGUUUCUAUGAUUACAAAACUGUUUUUACAUGAAAAGAAAACAUGUUUCAGGGACAAAAUAAACAGAUAAUGUUAGUUUGGAAAUAUAAUUUAAUGACAAUCAGUAAGGUAUUUUUUAAUUACAUUACAAUUAUGAAUUAUUGACUGAAAUGUUUAAAAUGACUGUUUCUAGAUGCUAAAAGCACAACAGAUCAUAAUAAGUGUUUACAUUUUUUUGGGUAUCUAUGGCACAUGGUGAGAAAAAAUAAAUAUUUUUUUGUGGUUAAAAACGUAUUUUACUGAAAGUAAAAAACUAAAAACUCAACACAACCAGUCAACUGGACAGCUGAGUUGGUUUAUAAGCUUAACACUGAAGUUUGACCACCUGAAAGCACUAAGUGCUGCAGGUCACUGAAAGAUCAACAGAUGCCACUUUAUCUGGAUUAUUUUAGGUUUUGUGUUCUUCUAAAGGCACUUGCUGGAUGUUACAAAUGAUGAUAAGCUUCCUAAACCUAUUUGUGCACAUGUUAACAAAAAAGUAAACUUAAAAAACACUGAAGUUAUCAGGGCUCAAAGCCAAAAGGAGCUUCAUCUGACAUCUAAAGUUCACCACAUAGGAAAGAAAAUGAUUUCAUGGACAAAUAAUAUUUAUUUUUAAGAUGUAUUUAUUUUUCAAUAUCUAGAAAAACAUAAUUAAAAUUGAGCCUUCACAAAAACUUUACUUCACAGGCAGUACUAACAAUGCCCACCUGUGUAUGGGUGCUUUUGACAGAAAUUUGGAGACAGUAAACCUUUGUUGCUGUCACGACACAGAUUUUAUUGCAAAGAUUUGUCUUUAUUUCUUUCCAGUUUUUAAAAGUUGCGACCUAAGUUUCAGGAUCUGGUGAUUUGAAAUCAAAUUUGCCACAUUUUGUUAAAGUGAUCAAGUCCUCAAGUACAUCUCUGCGGUACUCCAUAACAGAUUUUAUUACAAAGAUUUGUCUCUAUACCUUUGAAGUUUUCAAAAGUUGUGACCUAACUGUGUUAAUUUGAAAUAAAAUCUGGAAAAUUUUGUAAAAGUUAUCAAGCCCUAAAAUAUAUCCCUGAUGGACUCCAUAUCAAAUUGUGUUUCUAAUUUUGGACUCUGUCACCUUUGAAUUUUACUUUCCUGAUUUGUUUGGACAAAUGGAGGUGUCUUUAGUUGGUAAAUGUAAUUUGAGACAUUUGAAAUUGGAGAUUUUGUAAGGAUACUAGCCGCCAACAAGUCUCACAGAGAUGACCAAACCUGUUUUCAUUGUCAGACAUGACGUGCAAGUGUAUGUGCAAAGAACACUGAAAACACUCACUAAGAGUCACUGAAUGACCUGUUGUGCUUUUCGACGAUACAAACAUCAUAAAAGUUUAUCUCACAAAAUAAAAUGGGAUGCUGGUAUGUAGAGAGGCAACCGGCGGCAAAUCGCAUUACAAACCCUGAUUUCAGACGAGUGCGCCCAAACCAACAUACGUUUACAGGCCUGUUAUUUUGCACGUCUGUGGCGUUUAUUCACAAAUACCUGAGCCCCACAUCCUGCUUAUUAUCUCCUCCUGUCCGACGCCCGCCCUCCCCCUCCCUUGCCUGCUGCUGGGAUCUCUUAUUCUUCAAAGGUUGUUAGAGUAUUUGCACUGAGGAGUUGCGUGACUCGAGUCAGAAAAAGGAAAUAAAUAGAACUGCCAUUGAAAGAAAAGAAGCUAUUUUUGUAGAACCUGAGCUCUGUUCUGAUGAACCGCAUUGUGGAACCAAAGAGGCCGCCAUGUUUUCUUCGUGUUGUGACUUUGUGACAGAUAAAGAGGCCUAAUCACUGUAUCAGGGUAUGAUAUCAGUCAAUAUUCAGCUCAAGCUCUUUUCUAUUUUGUACCAAGACAUGGAAAAUAUCAUAUUUUUUCAUCAAAGUACUUAAAUAUUCCUAGUUUUCUUUUCUUGUUUCAUUAGCUCUUGAAUCAUUUAGAAAGAAGCACAUGCCAUCCUUGUACAGACCAUGUAACAUAUAAAUAUGCUUUUGAAAUAUUUCAGUCUUUGUAAUUGUUGAAAAUUAAAUUUCUUAUUACCAGUCGUA